This is a messenger RNA of Pleuronectes platessa (European plaice), 2686 nucleotides long. It is a transcript of the gene hddc2, whose product is annotated as HD domain containing 2. NCBI's taxonomy places the organism in Eukaryota, Metazoa, Chordata, Actinopteri, Pleuronectiformes, Pleuronectidae. Gene Ontology annotation, molecular function: 5'-deoxynucleotidase activity. The transcript has 6 exons. Bases 99 to 761 code for a protein of 220 amino acids. Gene Ontology annotation, cellular component: cytoplasm. The record is from RefSeq and is a predicted model, not a curated record.
CAGCGAGUGCAGAAGGUUUCACUGAAACAGAAAGCGCAGUCCUCUCGGCACCCUGCAAUGGAGUGAACCUCGGUUAGAGCAGCGACCACUGAAAAAAGAUGGAGCUCUUCGUUUCCUUUCCUGAGCACAAACUGAAGGUAUCUCCGGCUUCACACAGGGCUUUAACCCAGAGAGUCCCACGGACCGGCUGGGUGUACAGGGAGGUGAAGAAACCCGAGAGCGUAUCAGACCACAUGUACCGCAUGGCCAUGAUGUCUCUGACCAUCACUGACCCCACAGUGGACAAGGACAGGUGUAUAAAGCUGGCUCUGGUUCACGACAUGGCAGAGUGCAUUGUGGGAGAUAUCGCUCCCUCGGACAACGUCAGUAAAGCAGAGAAGCACAGGAGAGAAGAGGAAGCGAUGAGACAUCUGUCCAGUCUCCUGCCAGAGGGUCUCAAGCAGGAGAUGUAUGGGCUGUGGGAGGAGUAUGAAACUCAGAGCAGUGCCGAGGCCAGGCUGGUGAAACAGUUUGACCUCCUGGAGAUGAUCCUGCAGGCUCACGAGUAUGAAGAGCUGGAGGGAGCGCCGGGGAGACUUCAGGAGUUCUUCGACUCCACCAGCGGCCGUUUCCACCACCCAGACGUGCUCCAGCUCCUCAGCUCUUUGAAUGAAGAGAGAGGCCGUCACAUGAACAAAAAUGAUACCACAAAGAACUCUGGGAACUCUGAGGCCUCUGGUGGCGUAUCUGAACGGCCACACUCACCUCCACACAACUCCUGACUGUAACACAAAAAGCACAGACUCAUCCCUAGUGGACAGACACAGAUAAUGGACACACACCUAUGUCACGUGACCAGAUGCGUGAGAGGAGGUGGGAAACUGAAUUUUGGGAAAAUCUUUUUACCUCAGUGUUAGAUCCAUGCUGUCCUGGAACCUGUAUCAGCCAUUUUCUAUAAAAGAUCCAUUCUGAUUAUUACCAAUACAAAUACCACCAGAUAAUAUAUGAAUACAAUAUGAUUCAAUGUUUCAGAUAUUGUACAGAGAGAAACUACUUGACAAUACCAACACUUUCUUUACAGGUUGACAUGUUAAUAAAAGUACAUAAUCUGGCAGAUAUUACAUAACAAUAAAUAGUGCUCAUCUAUUUUCUAGUGAAGUCUCUCUGUGCAGUACGCAGGGUCUGACAUGUUUUUUUUUUGUGGCAUUUUGCUUAUAUUGACAGGACGGUUAGUUUGAAAUUGGGAGAGAGAGAAGGGAUCGGAAUCGAACCCACGACCUCUGCUUGAGGACACAUGCCUACGUUUGCUUUGUUGUUUUUCUCAGUUUUUUCUGCAGCUUCAGUCACAGUUCUUUGUUUUAAAAACAGUCACACGUCAUUUUUGGUUUAAGUGAUUUUUAUUAUCAGACAUAAAAACAGUUAUUUAACACAGUGUGUAAUUAAAUGUAUGAAUACAACUGAAUAUGUUAAACACAAGGAUGUUAUAAGUCAAUGUCACAGUUUAUGUCUUUGGGAGUUUUAGUACAAGCUUUUCUUUUUAAGAUCUGAGUACAAUUUGAUUUCAAGCCAUGGUUAACAUACAAAUAUAUAACAUAAACUGGGUUUUAUAUGUUCAAUGAUAAUAAAUCAGACCUCACAACCUUUUCUUGCAUCACAUAAGUUAUGUUCUGUAAAUAUUGACCUAAAGUUUCAUGGACGGACUGAAAUGAUCCAGGGCUUUUUAUCACCUUAACACAUGAAAGACAGUAUUUAUUAAAAAAGAGACAUGAUCAUAUUUACUUUAUCUUUGGUGGUGUCAACCUUCUCAUAGUGACGGUAGAAACGAAACACUCUUUCAGCUUUAAACGGGUUAGUUGUGCUCAAACUCAGAUCUGAGCUGGUGUAGGUUACGACGUGUGCUGGGUUUCAGGGUCACGUUACAGUGACUGGUUGUGUUACAGUCUGAUACUCAGUACAUGUACAAUACAUGUAUAUCCUGUGAAUCAGCAGCAGGUGACAUAAACAUAUAUUUUUUAGAACGUUCAGUUCAAAUACAGCUACACCAUUCUAUACUGACUCAAAGUUCUCUAGUUCGUAUUACAUAUCCUCAGUCACAGCUGUCUUAGAGCUAAAUUGUUUGCAGAAAAUCCAGCAUCAGAUUUCAUCAUUCUUGAUUUAGCAGAUAAUUUUUUGUUAGUCAUUAAAAACCAAAACUUCACGACAUCAUUACAUUUAUUCAUAAACAAAAGGUAACGUGUGUCCAUAUUUCACAGCACGUGUGUCGUGUGUAGUGAAAUAUAGUGUCUCGUUGCCUCUUAUAAAAACUUCCUGUAGUUUGAAUUAACUGAGUAUAUAUCAUUCAUUGGUAUGAUCCAGCAUUAAAACGGGCUCCAGCAAACGUGUUUUACAUUGAACAAGUUAUUUGACUGCAAUUUACAAAAGAUCUUUAGGUGUUGUGAUCAAAUCUUAAAGCAAUAAUGUCAAACAUUUGCUGGUUUUAGCUACAAAGUGAUUUUGUAUUUGGUGUUUCUGGUCAUGUACAGCAGUAAAUGAGUUUUGGACUAAUGGACGGGAAAAACUAAAAAACUCUUGAAUACCCUCUAAGGCCUUUUUGAAGAAGAAAUAUAAAAUGAAUUCCAUGCUUUUUAAGACUUUUAAAAUCUGCAGAUUCCCUGCAGGAACACAUAUCUUGUCUUAGUGUAAAAUCAAUCAGUUGGUGUUAUAUACA